ACUGAGUCGGUGCCGCCUGUCAGUCCGAUCAGCUGAUCACAUCGUCGGUCGGACCAAAACAGCUACCGCUAGCGUCAUGUAGCUGGUGGUAAAAGUUGUGACAGGACAUGGCCGUUUGAUCGUUUGCGAUAAGUGAGGGUCAGAGGUCACUGGUAAACUGAUUUAGUGAGGUUUCUGAUGACUUCUCUGCUGACUCUGUGAGCUGUGCCUUAUCCUGGCUCUAGAGAGCCAUUGAGAGACUGAGCCAGCAACCAGAUUAACAGCUUUAACUGGAAACUAACUAUGCCUUAUCUCUGAGGAUGGGUGGAAGUGGAUCCAAAGCCAAAGGGGUCUGGCCUUUCUCAGGCAGUGGAGCUGGAGGGGAUUCACCUAGUGAUGGGAACGAGCAGUCUGUAGCCCGCCUCAAAGGUUCCAGAAAUGCAACCCCCUUUGUUUUUACCAGACGGAGCUCUUUGUACUAUGACGAGGAUGGGGACCUUGCUCACGAAUUUUAUGAAGAGACAGUGGUGACAAAAAAUGGCAGAAAAAAGUCCAAGUUGAAGAGAAUCCAGAAAAAUCUGAUCCCACAGGGCAUUGUGAAGUUGGACCAUCCCUGUAUUCAUGUAGACUUCCCCAUCGUGCUCUGUGAGGUGUGAAAAGUUGCACAGGACUGAUAAAUUAUGAAGUGCAGCCAAAGGUUCUCGUCCCAGAGCAAGGUUUUGUUCUGGUCUGCAAGUGUUGUGGUCAAGACUUGGACCAUGGCAUUUAGAGAAGAAGGACAAUUCUGUCAUAUUAAACGGAUAUAUUGAAUUAAAUGUUACGCAUUUUAAUUCAGCUAUGGUCAAAGGGUGCCCUGUUCACAAAAACCCGAACUGAUAAUCCAGCUGAUAUGUACGCAGUCAUAGAGAAUACAUGAUAAAGCUGUAUUUCUCUUGUAGGUCUUUUGCAGGGAAAAACAUUCUCGAUGUGAAAAGGCUUUAAUGGUUAAUGCCUUCUGUGAGACGUAGAGUGACAUUGUAUGUGUCUUUGUACGUGUACAUGUGUGCACUUAGCUUUGAGAGUAUGUGAGCGAGAGGGACUGAAGAUAUGCUGACAGGGUAGAAAAAUGAAGGGGUUGUGAAAUUUAUUGUAUAUAUGGUCAUGUUCUGUACUGUCACGUCUGAGUCUGUCUCAGUUACCGAAGCUCAGACCUGCACUAGUGAACAUAAUGUACUGUAAAUAAUAUCAGAUUUCUUAGUUGGAAAUACUUGAAUAAAUGGUUUACUGAGCUGAA
Notolabrus celidotus (New Zealand spotty) is the source of this 1252-nucleotide messenger RNA. It is a transcript of the gene tusc2a, whose product is annotated as tumor suppressor 2, mitochondrial calcium regulator a. Gene Ontology annotation, biological process: inflammatory response; regulation of mitochondrial membrane potential. Lineage: Eukaryota; Metazoa; Chordata; Actinopteri; Labriformes; Labridae. Gene Ontology annotation, cellular component: mitochondrion. Bases 300 to 635 code for a protein of 111 amino acids. The record is from RefSeq and is a predicted model, not a curated record. The transcript has 5 exons.